Messenger RNA from Cydia amplana, 1298 nucleotides. It is a transcript of the gene Pnn, whose product is annotated as pinin. Gene Ontology annotation, cellular component: catalytic step 2 spliceosome. NCBI's taxonomy places the organism in Eukaryota, Metazoa, Arthropoda, Insecta, Lepidoptera, Tortricidae. The coding region runs from base 108 to 1298 and encodes 396 amino acids. The record is from RefSeq and is a predicted model, not a curated record. The transcript is spliced from 6 exons.
AAAACGCAUUAUAGAAAUAUAGACAGCCAUCAGCGGCAGCGGUACGGAAAUGUAUCUUGUGAAUUGAAUUUGUUAUUUACUUUCAAUUUAUAUUGAUUGAGCUCAAAAUGGGGACAGAAGUAGCAUUAUCGUUCACGGCACUUCGUGCUCAGUUAGAAUCGGAACGGAGCAGCUUGUACAAAAUAGAUGAAAACAUCAAAAAGAUAGUGCAAACGACGGGUCGAUUCUCUAACGAUAGGUUUAAUAACUCAUCUAGUGACUACUUAAAAGGUGGACCGCGUUUAGGGGGUCGAAAUUCAUUCCCUGACUUUAGGCAAAAUGAUGAUUCUUUCGGAAAGAGAAAACAAGAGACCAAAACAGUUUUUAGCAGAUUAUCAGCACGCACAGCAGGCAGUGAUGAUGAAGAGUCUGGAGGCAAACGUCCGCGCGUCAUCUCUCAAGUGUCUCGCGAGCUGCCAACGCGUGCGGCCGUACUGCGCGCGCAGGGCGGCGACGAGCAGGCGCGCACGCGCAACAGGCGGAUCUUUGGCUCGCUGCUUGGGACGCUGCAGAAAUUUAAACAGGAGGAGAUAGUGCUGCAAACUAAGGAAGAUAAAAAGGCACAAGUAGAAAGAAAGAUAGAAGAGCAAGCUCGUGUACAGAAAGAAAAGGAACAGAAGGAAAGAAAGACCCUCUUUGCCGAGAGAGAACACAAAAAGGCCACAAUCAAAGCUCUGGAAGCCAAGAUGGCACGAGUCCAAGAGUUUGAGAAAUGGGAGGGGUCCCAGAAGAGCCUGGGCAACUUUAUACUGACUCGUGCCAAGCCGCAUGUGUACUGGAUACCAAAGAAGAUGACCGACAAGGCCUCAGAGAAGCUGAACUCCAGUAGAAAGUAUCAUGAAAAGUGCAUGGUAAAGAAACGCGCGGAACUGCAAGAGGAGCUGCAACGGAUAGAGCAGCGCUGCCUGCGCGCGCGCGCGCCCCGGGCCAAGGAGAACGAGCCCGGGGCUCCCGGGGCUCCCGGGGCCGGCAGCAAGCGGGACAAGUUCGCCAGCGACGCCGCCCGCGAGGACAAGGACGACAGCGACGCGGAGGAACACCAGGAGACCCGUGACGAGCAGAACGAAGAGCCGCAGGGCAAUGGAGAUGCGGUGAUGAAAGAGGAGCCGGUUACAGAAGAAAGUAAAUUGGACACGACAGAACAGAAUACAACAGUGAAAGCCGAAGAGAAACGAGACGAUUCCCAUAUGUCUGUGGACAGUGACCUAUUUCUACGGCGAAGUGUGGAAGCCCCGCCCGAGGCCACGGAAGAGUCCUGA